Molecule: messenger RNA, 1023 nt
Organism: Didymosphaeria variabile
Lineage: Eukaryota; Fungi; Ascomycota; Dothideomycetes; Pleosporales; Didymosphaeriaceae
Exons: 2
Coding region: 1-1023 (340 amino acids)
Cellular component (GO): mitochondrion
Molecular function (GO): oxidoreductase activity
Source: RefSeq, a predicted model, not a curated record
AUGGCAAUCACUAUCCGCAAAGCUCUCAUCCCAUCUUUCGGUGAUGCAACGCAUAUCGAGAUCGUCGAUGCUCAAAUCGAGCCUCCAGCAGCCAACCAGGUCCAGGUCAAGACGAUAUACGCGGGAAUGGGAGGCGCCGACUUCCUGAUGCGAGAAGGCACCUACCCUCAGCAAAAGAGCGCUCCGCUAACGCCCGGAUACACCAUCAUCGGGCGAGUCCAUAAAAACGGUCCUGGAAGCUCCAAAUUCCAGAUUGGCGAUAUGGUUGCCUGUCUCACCAAGUACGACGCCGAUGCCGAGCUCUGCAACUGCCCCGAGAAGUACCUCGUCCCGGUUCCCAAGGGUAUCGAUCUCAAACAAGCAGUCUCUUUGGUCCUCGAUUGGGCCACAGCCUACGGUAUGGUCUACCGGACCGCGCAAGUCAGCAAAGGCCAGAAAGUCUUCAUUCACGGGCUGAGCGGCUCGGUGGGCUAUGCACUUCUCACGCUCUGCAAGCUGGAGGGCGCCGAGGUCUACGGAACGGCGUCGCCGUCGAAGCAUGAGGAUCUGCGCAAGGAUGGCGUCACUCCAUUCAGCUACAAGAAUAAAGAUUGGAUCCAAAACAUGAAAGAUAGGGGAGGGGUGGAAGCAGCCUUUGAUGCGCUCGGUUAUGAGUCAUGGGACGAGAGCUGGCAGAUCAUCAACCCCAAGGGUGGAAGACUUAUUGGAUACGGUGGAAACCAAAAUACUCUUAACGGCGAGUCCAGUAAUAGGAGCCAGAUUCCUUCCGUUGCAAAGCUCCUAGCAAGGGGUGCGGUCCCAUUCUGCCCCAAGUCGACAAGUUUCUACUACAUCGACCGGGAUCAGAAAACGUACGGGCCGGAGCUGCAAAAGUGCUUUGAACUGUUGAUUUCAGGCAAGAUCCAGGUGCCCAUCAAGAAAGUGUGGACUCUGGAGCAAAUACCCGAAGCUCAUCGGGAGAGAAACACCUUGCCUGGGAUCGGCUCAAUGGUGGUGAAGAUCAACGAUGACCCGGAGGCGUAA